Messenger RNA from Lathyrus oleraceus (garden pea), 804 nucleotides. RefSeq lists its product as uncharacterized. The coding region runs from base 1 to 804 and encodes 267 amino acids. The record is from RefSeq and is a predicted model, not a curated record. The transcript is spliced from 2 exons. NCBI's taxonomy places the organism in Eukaryota, Viridiplantae, Streptophyta, Magnoliopsida, Fabales, Fabaceae.
AUGAUUAGACCGACCGUUCCUGUGCAGAUAGAGAUAGGGGCAGUGGAGGAAGAGACAGCCCACGAAGAAAAAAUCAUUAGACCACUUCAACAUCAGGGCGUCGAAUCAGGAAUCGCUGGACGUAACCAGAUGGUAAUGGUUAACCGACACCAGGAUGCCGACCAUAUUGUCGAUCAACAUCGACAAGAAGAUCUGGCAGUGGAAAAUAAUUUGACAACUAUUGUCGAAAGGAUUAUGGCUAGAAAUGACAUGAGUGCUACAUUACAAAGGCCAUUAUACGUGUCCCCGUUAGCUGAAUUCAUUCUCCAAGCUGAGGCGCCUAGGGGGAUGAAAGUGCCAAAGUACAUAAAAUUUGGGGGAGAAUCUGGUGAAUCGACAAUAGAGCACGUCACCAGAUACCUAAUAGAGUCAGAGGAUUUAGCUCAUAACGAAUGUUUAAGAGUAAAAAACUUCCCCUUCUCUCUAACCAAGGUUGCCUUCACAUGGUUUACGUCGUUGGCCCCUAGUUCAAUCGACUCAUGGGCCAAAUUAGAAAAGAAGUUCCAUGAACAGUUUUACGAAGGACAUUCCAAAAUCAAUUUGGCAGAGUUGUCCAAUAUUAAGAGAAGGGAUUUGGUUCAGAAAGCGAUCCAAGAAGGCAUGCUGAAAUUUGCUGGCCGUAGAAUGAAGAUCGACACUGAUCCUCUUCACCAGGAGGAAGCCCUGUUCGUAGAACCAGUCGAGAUCAACAUGGUCGAGAUCAGCAAAUAUGAUGAGGCCAACAUGCUGGAGAAAAUUGGGGAAAGCCCAGAUGUCAAUAGUUGA